This is a messenger RNA of Microtus oregoni (creeping vole), 1287 nucleotides long. RefSeq lists its product as uncharacterized. The transcript has a single exon. The record is from RefSeq and is a predicted model, not a curated record. NCBI's taxonomy places the organism in Eukaryota, Metazoa, Chordata, Mammalia, Rodentia, Cricetidae. Bases 1 to 879 code for a protein of 292 amino acids.
AUGUCACGGGUUCCAUUGGGGAAAGUCCUCCUGAGGAAUGUCAUCCGGCAUACAGAUGCUCACAAUAAGAUUCAGGAGGAAUCUGACAUGUGGAAAAUCAGAGAACUAGAGAAGCAAAUGGAGGAUGCUUACCAGGGGACCAGAAGGAACAUGGUACCCAGCAGCUCAAGUCGGAUGAGAAGUGAUGGUUUUGAUGAAGAAAGUCAGAGAGACUACUGGAAGCCAAAAAAUGAAAUUUCUGGGGCCCUGGAAGAUGAUUUUCUUAAGGCUAAAUCCUGGAACAAGAAGUUAUAUGAGUAUGAAUCCAACAUGCCAGACAGAUGGGGUCACAGUGGUUAUAAAGAGCUGUAUCCUGAAGAGUUUGAAACAGACAGUAGUGACCAGCAGGACAUUACCAACGGGAAAAAAACAUCUCCCCAGAUUAAAGCAUCUGCCCACGAAUCCCACAAACAUAAAAAGUCAAAGAAAUCCCAUAAAAAGAAGCAGAAAAAACGGUCCCACAAAAAACAGAAGAAAAACAAAAAGGAAGCUAUGGACACAGCAGCAGAUUCCUCAUGUGAAUUCUCAGAAGAAACUGGAGCUUCUAGUACCAGGAAAAGGAAGCAACCACACAAGAGCAAGAAAAAAUCCAGGAAAAAGUCUCCUAAAAAAUCUUUACCUUUAGGGGGAGAAAGGGCUACUUCCCAGUCAGAUGAUUCAGCAGCUAGCAGUUCUGAGGAAAUCGAGGAAAGAGACACUAAGAAAACCAAAAGGAAAAAGAAAGAGAAAAGAGCUCAUGUUCCUGUGGUUAGCCCUGAAGUACCGGAGAGGACGAGCAAGCGCAGGAAUUGGAAAGUGGCUACAGAUGCAAGGUCUGCUGAAAGCUCAGAAGAUGACUAAGUGGGAAAGCAGCCAUCCUGCUCCCACAGACUCUGGUUGUCUGCAACUCUUAACAGUGGGGUUUGCUAGUGACUCCUUCAGCACAGGAGUCAGAGGUCAGAGUUGUCCUACCACAGAUACCUUUUUUCCUAUUUCAGAUUGUUAAUCUCCAUCCCCUUUUGUUGUUAAUAGGGAAUCUGGUAUUUUGUUAAGGUUUCUUGAAGAGAUUAUUUUUUGCAAUUAAUCACUUAGGGUAGAAUAUCUAUACAGCAAAUUAAAGAACCCAGAAAGCUGAUACCAGUAAUGAUCUGGGUACACCAAUUGGAAUGUUAAAUUUGGGGGGAAUCAAGGGUCUGGGAUGAAGAAAGGACUGAAGUAGUGCUAGAUAGAAUAGUUUGACAAGGAAAACUUGCUAUUUAUACAGGAGGU